Suillus subaureus is the source of this 810-nucleotide messenger RNA. RefSeq lists its product as uncharacterized. Gene Ontology annotation, biological process: proteasome assembly. The record is from RefSeq and is a predicted model, not a curated record. The coding region runs from base 70 to 540 and encodes 156 amino acids. NCBI's taxonomy places the organism in Eukaryota, Fungi, Basidiomycota, Agaricomycetes, Boletales, Suillaceae. The transcript has 3 exons.
GCUGCAACUCUCCUCAACUCGUGCUUGUCGCGUUGCGGGGCUUGUUCACUGUAUCGGAUAACGUUCACGAUGGCGGCCGCGUCUCAAGGGAAUCCUUCCUUGAUCUCUGUUACGUCAAAAUAUGUCGCGCCGUCCGACCCAUCAUUGCCUGCCCUGGCCUUGCAAAUCACCAGCCUUGUGGGCUCAUACAUGAUUUGGGUUGGUGUUACGAAUCAGCCACCAGAGUCUGUGCAGAAUGCAGCCCGCUCUGGUGUGCUUUGCAGAGAUUGGGCAUGUGCUAUGCCCGCACCACCCGGCCAUGCAUCUUGGAAGGGCUUUGGACCUGCAACUUCCCUGUUCCGAUCAUCAAGUUCUGAUGUAUCUUUUUCGAUGGCGCAGCGUCUUGCACGGAGGUUUCAUCGACAGAUAUUCUUAUCGGUUGAUGUGCCUGCUACCCUUUUAUCAACACCGCGGGGAUCUCAUCUGUUGUUUGAUGCAGAGAAAGGCAUAGUUACUACCCUCAACAGCCUUGGAGAUGAACACGGCCCAGAGGUAUCAUAAAUUCUGCCCUAUCCAACCAAUUUGCUGUGCAAAGCAUGUGUGAGGGGGCAUGUCAUAAUGUGGGUGGCGGAUUCAAUCUGGGUGCCGUAUAAUACAAAUCAUGUUGUCAAAUGUCGUUGGUGAGUACUGAUCUCGCCACGGAAGUAACCCCUGGCCACGUGUUGUACUGGGUCUAGAGGAGUGGAUCGAUCCACUUGGAUAAAACUCGUGUUGGCACGAAGUUGGCACUGUAAUAAUUUUUUAAGAAUGAAAAGCAAAAUUGAUUUGGGA